AGACUUCCUCCAUCAAUACAGAACAUCCAGGAAAGGCCAUCAUGAUGAAUUGCCUCUUAAUCUUCACUUCACUUUUUCUGCCUUACAGCUUUGCCAUCCCGAUACCUUCUAAUCUUGAAGAGCCAGGUACUGGAGACCUGAAGUUUCUAGAGGUGUAUCUCGAUAGGUUCUUCCCAUCCGUUCAUAAGACAGCGACUCUUGGCCUGGAACAGCGACUCAGGGAAAUGCAGAAGUUUUUCCAUGUGACUGUCACGGGGAAAAUGAAUCGAGAAACACUAGAGGUAAUGAACCAACCUCGCUGUGGUGUCCCAGAUGCUCCAGGAUACAAAGCUGCAGUAGGAUCAAGAUGGGGGAAAACAAUCCUUACUUACAGGAUUAACAACUACACCCCUGAUAUGCACCCAGCCAAAGUGCGGGAGGUGAUAGCAAAGGCAUUCAAAGUGUGGAGCGAUGUGACCCCACUGCAGUUCAGGAGAACAACAGGGCCUGCUGAUAUUGAAAUCCUGUUUGCCUCUGGUGCACAUGGAGACUAUGCCCCUUUUGACGGUAGAGGAGGAGUCUUGGCUCAUGCUUACUUUCCUGGAUCAGGCAUAGGGGGAGAUGCUCAUUUUGAUGAGAGUGAGCAGUGGUCAGAAUACAACCGGGAGACCAACCUGUUCCUUGUUGCUGCACAUGAAUUUGGCCACUCUUUGGGACUGAGCCAUACAAAUGUCCAGGGAGCUCUGAUGUUCCCUUCCUAUUCUUACAGGAACCCAAAUAACUACAAACUACCUUAUGAUGAUAGGCAAAGAAUCCAGCGAUUAUAUGGAAAAAGAAAAUGAAACUCUCGAAGAAUCUUCUUAAGCAUCUGAACGACAUGGAAUGUUUACAUAUUUUGCACAAGUCACGUUUAUUUUAGAAAGGAAAAAAGUGCUUUUCAAUAACAAAGCAAUUAAUAAUAAAGCAACACGCAAUCAA
Messenger RNA from Pogona vitticeps (central bearded dragon), 957 nucleotides. RefSeq names its product macrophage metalloelastase. Gene Ontology annotation, molecular function: zinc ion binding; metalloendopeptidase activity. Gene Ontology annotation, cellular component: extracellular matrix. The record is from RefSeq and is a predicted model, not a curated record. Gene Ontology annotation, biological process: extracellular matrix organization; collagen catabolic process; proteolysis. Lineage: Eukaryota; Metazoa; Chordata; Lepidosauria; Squamata; Agamidae.